AUGUUUUUUUUAUUUUCUGAUGUUUUACUUUAUUGUGCGCGUAGUUCUAGUCCAGUACUUAAAUUUAAAUUACAUGGAGAACUUCCAUUAAAAACAAUGACAGUUGAAAAUACUGAUGAACGUAUUCAAAUUCCGAAUUCGAUCACUAUCUAUGCUGGUAAUCGAUCAUUACUUGUAGCAGCAAGUUCGGAACCUGAAAAGAAUAAAUGGUUUCAUGAUUUAAAAUCAGCUAUUGAAAAUGUUAAAAUCAAUAUUGACGAUCAUAAACAUCAAUAUACAUCUACGAUAAAAUCCAAUGCAUCAUCUGAAAAUCUUGAACAUUCUAUAGUUGGUGCACUUGACGAAGAUGAUCCUAAUCAACUUGAUCGUUCAAGUUUUCAACAUCGUGCUAAUACAACAAUGCAUGUAUGUUGGCAUCGGAAUUUAUCUGUAUCAAUAAAUGAUCAUCGACAAUCAAUUAAAAAUCAAUUAAGUGGUUAUUUAUUACGUAAAUUUAAAAAUUCCAAUGGUUGGCAAAAAUUAUGGGUUGUUUUUACGAAUUUUUGUUUAUUCUUCUAUAAAACUUAUCAAGAUGAUUCUCCAUUGGCAUCAUUACCAUUACUUGGCUAUCGUAGUUCAUUACCAUCAGAAUCUGAUAGUGUUAAUAAAGAUUUUGUAUUUAAAUUACAAUUUAAAAAUCAUGUUUAUUUUUUUCGAGCCGAAAGUCAAUAUGCUUUUGAUCGAUGGAUGGAAGUUGUUUCAAGUGCAACAACAGCAGCAACUAGUCAAUUGAUUUAG
Molecule: messenger RNA, 777 nt
Organism: Rotaria sp. Silwood2
Lineage: Eukaryota; Metazoa; Rotifera; Eurotatoria; Philodinida; Philodinidae
Source: the annotation of a GenBank genome assembly